ACAUUGACAGUUGAAAAUGUAAACAAAGACAAAUGACAAGUAACCUAAAAUCUAAAUAUUUACUUGAGAAAUUCUUUCCUUUGGCCACUAAUUUUGAACAAAAACAUGGUUAUAGCAAUAGGAUUUGAAGGGAGCGCCAAUAAACUCGGUAUAGGCAUUGUGAAAGAUGGGGAAAUACUCUCAAAUUGUAGGCGAACGUAUAUCACACCUCCGGGCGAAGGUUUCCUACCAAGAGAAACAGCAGAGCACCACCAACAAAAUAUCCAUGAGGUACUUCAAGAAGCUCUUGAGCAGUCAGGCGUGAAGCCUCAAGAUAUUGACGUGGUCUGCUACACCAAGGGACCUGGUAUGGGCGCGCCGCUGAUGGUGUGUGCUAUAGUGGCACGGACCUGCGCUUUACUGUGGAACAAGCCUAUACUUGGGGUUAACCAUUGUAUUGGACAUAUAGAGAUGGGCCGGCUAAUCACCAAGGCUAACAACCCAACAGUGCUGUAUGUGAGUGGGGGCAACACACAGAUCAUUGCGUACUCCAGACAGAGGUACAGGAUAUUUGGGGAAACCAUUGACAUCGCUGUUGGCAACUGUUUAGAUAGAUUUGCACGAGUUUUAAAAUUAUCAAAUGCACCCAGUCCAGGCUACAAUAUUGAACAGAUGGCAAAAAAAGGGAAAAAAUAUUUGCACCUUCCAUACUGUGUUAAAGGAAUGGACGUCAGUUUGUCCGGUAUACUCUCAUACAUGGAGGAUAGAAUAGACGAGUUACUCAAAGACUACACCCCAGAGGACCUGUGCUACUCGCUGCAAGAGACUGUGUUUGCGAUGCUGGUGGAAAUCACCGAGAGAGCCAUGGCACAUUGUGCUUCCGAUGAAGUUCUAAUAGUAGGUGGCGUCGGUUGCAACGAACGUUUACAAGAAAUGAUGGGCGUUAUGUGCUCAGAACGAAACGCGAAGAUCUUCGCAACGGACGAGCGCUUCUGCAUAGACAACGGAGUUAUGAUCGCGCAUGCGGGCGCGCUCGCACACGCAGCGGGCACUCGCAUGGAAUUCAAAGACGCUACGAUUACGCAGAGAUACAGGACUGACGAUGUUUUAGUUACGUGGCGAGACGAUUAAACUUAUUUUAAAGAUA
This is a messenger RNA of Maniola jurtina (meadow brown), 1126 nucleotides long. RefSeq names its product probable tRNA N6-adenosine threonylcarbamoyltransferase (gene Tcs3). The coding region runs from base 106 to 1110 and encodes 334 amino acids. The transcript has 6 exons. The record is from RefSeq and is a predicted model, not a curated record. NCBI's taxonomy places the organism in Eukaryota, Metazoa, Arthropoda, Insecta, Lepidoptera, Nymphalidae. Gene Ontology annotation, biological process: tRNA threonylcarbamoyladenosine modification. Gene Ontology annotation, cellular component: cytoplasm; EKC/KEOPS complex.